AUGUGUGAGUGCCGUUACAAGACCAUUUUCAUUUUCAUUUUUUUAACUGUGUUUUUACCGCAAUUUGAGUUACGAAGUACUCGCGAUGCACAUCGAAUUAAAUCGCGAAGCCAAAAAGAGUCCACGCCAAUUCAAAAUACACCACAAGGUAUGACGACAAUUGCAACAAUACGUAAUCAAAACAAAACUAAUGAAACACAAGAUGUAACUACCGAAUUAAUCGUUCGUAAUACAACGAGGUUUUAUGAAAAAAAGCACAAACAAAUUACGAAAGCUCCAUUGCCAGUUUCAACAAUUCAAAGCAAAUCAUUCCCAAAGCGAAAAACUACGCCAUCUUCGAUUCAAAUCAGAUCACAAGUACUAAAUCAAUUUAAAAAUCAAAAUAAAACAUCAUCAUAUCGAAGCACUGGAAUGAAAUCGUUAAAUGGAACGAGCAAAAUACGGAAUCAAAACGUCAGUGCAAGUGUUCCAACAUCAAUCCGAAGCACUAAGUUUCGAAAUACUACAACAUUACUAACGCCAUUAUCAAAUCGAAACAUAAGUGACCGUAGUGACUCAAAAAAUCUACAAAGUAAAACGGCAUUCUCAAUUCGAAGAACAAAGGAGCCCACUAAUAUAAAAAGUGAUCAAAAUACAACAUCUUUAACACUUCAGAGCAGUGCUUAUGACAUAAUAUUUAGUAAAAAUGAUCAAAAUGUAUCAUCAUUAUCAAAUAAUAGUCGUAGUCGUAGUGAAAAUAGUCAUUUUAGAAAUCUUCCAAGUAAAACGCCAUUAUCUAUUCGAAAUACUACUAAGCCCAAACAUAUGAAAAAUUAUCAAAAUACAACAUCAUUAUCAAAUAAAAGUCGUAGUGAAAAUAGUCAUUUAAAAAAUCUCAAAUCUCUUCAGAAAAGAUCGCCAUUAUCAGUUCCGAAUACUACUGAGUCCAAUCAUAUUAAAAAUUAUCAAAAUACAACACCAUUAUCUCGCCAAACCAGUACUGAAGACAUAACUUUUGAUAAAAAUGAUCGAAAUAUGUCAUCAUUAUCAAGUCAAAGUCGAAGUGAGAAUAGUGAUUUUAGAAAUCUUCAAAAUACAACAAUAUUAUCAAAUCAAAGUAGUAAUGAAACCUUUCUAUUAAAAAAUUAUCAAAAUACAACAUCUAUACCAACGCUAUUAUCAAAUGGAAACACUAGUGACAGCAGUUAUUCAAAAAAUCUUCGAAGUACAACGGUAUUAUCAAUUCAAAGCUCUUCGGAAUCCACUAAUAUUAAAAAUGAUCAAAAUACAACACCGUUCUCUCUUCAAAAUAGUAACGAACACAUAAUUUUUAAUAAAAGUGAUCAAAAUAUAUCAUCAUUAUCAAAUCAAAGUCGAAGUGAGAAUAGUGAUUUUAAAAAUCGUCAAAAAAGAUCGCUAUUAUCAAUUGGAAAUACCACUGAGUCCAAUCAUAUUAAAAAUUAUCAAAAUACAACACCAUUAUCUCGUCAAACCACUGAAGACAUAACUUUUAAUAAAAAUGAUCGAAAUAUGUCAUCAUUAUCAAGUCAAAGUCGAAGUGAGAAUAGUGAUUUCAAAAAUCUUCAAAAUACAACAUCAAUAUCAAAUCCAAGCAGUAAUGAAACCGUUCUAUUAAAAAAUUACCAAAAUACUACAUCUAUACCAACGCUAUUAUCAAAUGGAAACACUAGUGACAGUAAUUAUUCAAAAAAUCUUCAAAAUACAACAUCAUCAUCAAAUGAAAACAGUAAUGAAGCCGUUCUAUUAAAAAAUUAUCAAAAUACAACAUCUUCACCAACGCUAUUAUCAAAUGGAAACACUAGUGACAGUAGUUAUUCAAAAAAUCUUCAAAAUAUAACAUCAUCAUCAAAUCAAAGUAGUAAUGAAACCGUUCUAUUAAAAAAUUAUCAAAAUACAACAUCUUCACCAACACUUUUAUCAAAUGGAAACACUAGCGACAGUAAUUAUUCAAAAAAUCUUCAAAAUACAACAUCAUCAUCAAAUCAAAGUAGUAAUGAAACCGUUCUAUUAAAAAAUUAUCAAAAUACAACAUCUUCACCAACACUUUUAUCAAAUGGAAACACUAGCGACAGUAAUUAUUCAAAAAAUCUUCAAAAUACAACAUCAUCAUCAAAUCAAAGUAGUAAUAAAACCGUUUUGUUAAAAAAUUAUCAAAAUACAACAUCUUCACCAACGAUAUUAUCAAAUGGAAACACUCAUGACAGUAGUUAUUCAAAAAAUCUUCAAAAUACAACAUCAUCAUCAAAUCAAAGUAGUAAUGAAACCGUUCUAUUAAAAAAUUAUCAAAAUACAACAUCUUCACCAACGCUAUUAUCAAAUGGAAACACUAGUGACAGUAUUUAUUCAAAAAAUCUUCAAAGUACGACGGCAUUAUCAAUUGAAAGCACUACCGAGUCCACUAAUAUUAAAAAUGAUCAAAAUACAACGCCAUUCUCACUUCAAAAUAGUACCGAAGACAAAAUUUUCAAUAAAAAUGAUAUAUCAUCAUUAUCAAAUCAAAGUCGCAUUGAGAACAGUGAUUUUAAAAAUCUUCCAACUACAACGUCAUUAUCAAUUCAAAGUAGCAGUACUGAAGCCGUUUUUUUAAAAAAUUAUCAUAAUACAACAUCGUUACUAAUUCGAAGCACUACUGAAAAAAUUUCUAUAAAAAAAAUUCAAAAUAUAACACCGUUCUCCAAUAAAAGCGCCACUGAAAAUAAUUACUCAAAGAAUUACGCCAAACCAAUAAUAUCACCGCUACUAUCAAAUCGAAGCACGAAUGAAGAAUUUAAUCAAAAUAUAAUAUCUACAUCAAUUAGAAGCAUUGGGAAAAGUGAUAACUUAAAAACACAAAAUCAAAGUUUAAUAACUUCAAGUUUCAUACAAAGUACGCCAUCUUCAAUUCGAAACACUAGUGAAAGCUACCGAGUGAAAACAACAGAUGAUACCGAGUACAUUCCAGUUUUAAUUUCACGCGCACCUAUAUUAUUUCGAAAUAAUUACGAAAAUAAUUAUUUAACAACAACGCCAUCGUCAACUACAAUUUUACGUGAGGCAACACUCAGCGUACCAUUGUCCACAGUAACAUUAUAUUCAAUUGAAAACAUUGGUGAGAAAAUUACAUCAGUAAUUGGAAGUAAUCUAAGUGUUAGUGAAAAUAAGAAUUCAUCAAUUCAAAACAAGAUUCAAAUAACAGCUCGAAGAACUUACCCAAAUACGACACUAUCUUCAAAUCGAAGCACAUUAACAUCACCUACAAAAAUUAGUUUACUUUCAAACGGUCGAUUUACAUAUAUAACGAAGCCCAUAGUAAAGGAUCGAAUUAAAUGCCAAAAUACAUCAUUAUCAGCCCGAAGCACAUUAACAACCAAAAAAAAUGCACCUCUUCGAAACAUGACAGUAUCAAAUGUUGCAAAAAAUUAUUUACAAAGCGUAACAACAGCACCGCUUUCACUUCCAAGCUCUGAUCAAACUAUUGAAAUCCCCAUCAAAAAGGAAACAGAAACUAUGAUGACAUCCGAAAGUUUUUAUAGACCUUUUUAUACAGAACCCAAACCGAAUGGUAAAUUUACUCUUGAAGAUAUGUUUAAGUUACGUCAAAAAUUAAAUGCCAUAAUUCCCAAACUCCAUGCACCGACAACGCGAAAUCCAUUAUUACCAAUAUUGGAUCUAACAUAUUCGGAUACUAUAGAUUUAAAAGAACCGCGUUAUCGUGUCGAUAAUAUCAAUAAUUUGUAUGCUUUAUGGCUAGCGAUGAGAGAUAUAAAUACAAAUCCUUUUAACACGAUGUUUUCGAAGGAAAUUAUUGAAUUUCAUAAGCGAUUUCCUUUUAAAUAUUUAAUUCCACCGGGUUUUUCGAAUGAUAUUCCUGUACCAAAUAUAGCUGAACGGGCAGAUAUUGUGGCACGUUUACAAGAAUUUCAAAAAUACACCAAUAAAAAACCAUUGACAGUGGAUUCAACAUCAUUUGUUGCGUUUGCUCCGAUUUUUAGUAUGACAAGAGUUGGGGAAACUACCACUACAGAAGAUGUGCCCGAUGCAGAGUUUGAUGAUUUGGAAGAUUUUAGUAUGGAAGAAGAGUUAGCGACGAACACAAAGGCAAGAUUAACUAAUAGUACAAUUCGGCGUGUACGCUCUGCUGAUGCACGACAAAUCAAACCAAAAUCAAAAAUUGAAAUUCAAACAACAACUUCGAAUUCUUUCUCCAAAAUGAAUCCGCAUUUAACUUGUGAAACAAGAUCAACACUUUCUAGAACUCAAGAAAAUACGAGUCACAGGUUAGAUUCAACAACGUUAAUCGUUACUUCUACAGUUAAACCAGAAUCAAACAUUGAACCUUCAAUAACUCCAGAAAUACAAGCAAACCAGAAAAAUAAAACAAAAUUAAUCGUAACUUCCACGGUUAAACCGGAAUCAAAAAUUGAAAUUCAAACGACAACUGCGAAUGCUGUCUCAAAAAUGAACCUGCAUUUAACUUCAAGUGAAACAGAGCCAACAACUUCUAGAAUUCAAGAACUACAACAAUCUCAAGAAAACGCUAGUCGAAGUUUAGAUCCAACAACGUUAAUCGUUACUUCUACAGAUAAACCAGAAUCAGAAAUUGUAACUUCAAUAACUCCAGAAAUACAAGCAAAUCAGAACAAUAAAACAAAAUUAGAAUCGAAUCAAGUGAAAAAUAUUGCUAUUGAAUCAGCAAAAUUAAUCGUAACAUCCACAGUUCAACCGGAAUCAAAAAUUGAAAUUCAAACAAUAAAUUUGAACAAUCUUUCAAACAAUACGAUGAUGCUUAAACCUUUGAAUUUAAUUGUGAAUCAAAAUGAAACAAAAUUGGUUAAUAAUGUGUUAAAUGUAUCAAAAGAAGUAAGCUUGAAUAACUUCACGGUUAAUUCGACUUCUACAGCAAAACCAGACAAAGAGAUGGAAUCAACUGUUGAAAAUGGACAAUUGACAAUGGCCGAGAAUGUGAAAUUUAAUUUAACUUCAAGUGUAUCCACACCGAACGAAAAUAUUUUUUCGAUAGUUAAGCCUGAAAAAAUGGUAAGUGUUCCAAAAGUUAUGGAUUUUAAUAUAACUUCAAACAUUUCCACACCAAACACAAAUGAUUCAGUGGCAACAGAGCAGCCGUUUAAUAAUCAAUCGAUUUAUAUGAAUUUUUCCCAAGAUCAGACAACAGAACCUACACGUCUUGAAAUGACGACAAUUCCACCACUUCUGAUCGAAAUUAUAUAA
Molecule: messenger RNA, 5208 nt
Organism: Chrysoperla carnea
Lineage: Eukaryota; Metazoa; Arthropoda; Insecta; Neuroptera; Chrysopidae
Exons: 3
Coding region: 1-5208 (1735 amino acids)
Source: RefSeq, a predicted model, not a curated record